GUGAGAAAUUGGAGGAUAUGCUUCCAAAUAUGGAGGUGCCAGGAGGUGCUGAUGUCUACUCACCGGGAUAUUGUUAAGAAGUGACCGUAAGAGUUAUAUUAUGACCCUAUUCGGCCUUUAUUGCUGAAAUAAGAAAAACCCUGAAAGGGAUGGACCAGCCUUCAUAGCCGGCCACAACCUCUCAGUUGCCAGCCACCACCUCUCAGCUGCCAAUCACUAAUCUAACCCAGACCGACCUUCAUCGCUGGCGGUAACAGCAACAGAGCCAUAAGUUGCGGCUCCCUUGCUGCAACCAGCUGUGCCUAGCCACUCCUAGCCAUCCAGUUGCAAGCCACAAGCAGUGGCCCCCUCCUUGCACAGUUUGCUCCAAUCAUUUGGUCAACUAGCCGGAAGCUAGCCGCUCUAGUUUACCCUAACCAUUGGUCUCCUCUGUUGUGCCCAACAACCCGUUUGCUAGCUAGCUCUAGUCAUAGACAAUCCAAAAUAGCUGCUGCUUCCUUCAGUUGCUACUCCCAGCUGCAAGCCAGGUGCCUUCCAGCAGUCCCUUCGGUCAGACACACAAACGUGUGGCGGCCUCGUAAAAUCUUUCAUGUGAUUUUUAUUUUGCCUUAAUUGUCAUAUAAAUUUUAGAUCAUGUCGAAGGUUACAUUGCAAGGUAUAGAUUAUUUGGCUCAUUCAGGUCUGUUUUCUAUCUUCCAUGGUUUAAAUACCUCAGGUAAUUUUUUUUGUAUUAUCAUAGAUUGUGGACUCAAAAGCUGUAGAUAACAUCAAACUCUGCUCAAUUUUUUAGCACAUCAUGCCUCAGUAAUAGGAAAAUUGUUAUUAUUGAAGGUUCACCAACCAUAGUAGCAGGAUUAGAACCAUAACACUCUGCCCUCACUUUACGCUUGCUAAUGUGUUAUAUGUCCAUAAAUUGUGCAUCAAUCUAAUAUCAGUAACUAAGGUGUCCAAAAAUCUCAAAUUUAAAGUGAUUUUUUCUUCCUCUCUUUGUGAAUUUUAGGAGUAGAACUCGGGGAAGAUGAUUGGACAUUCUGAGACUCGGAGCGGGUUAUACUUCCCAAAUUCAUCUGAGACACCAUGAACUGCCUUUUCGACCAGCACUCUUAAUAAAAUAUGACUCUAUCCCAGAAGAUUAGGUUGAGGUUGCAUUUGCUGGUGAAGGAAAGGAAGAAGAUGUCAAGUCUGAAAAUGCAAGCACAUCUCUGAAAGUUUUGCUACCAUGGAUGAUCAAGCAAGGAAUGAAUCUUACCAAGGAGCAACGUGGAGAGGUCAAGCAAGAGACGAAGGUGGACGGCAGUUCAGCAGCAGUUCCAUUUUCUGACGACAAGAAAACUGUUGGAAGUGAUGAUCAAAAGAACGUACAGGAUGAGUAUGUGAAAGCUUAUUAUGCAGCUCUGCUUAAGAAGCAGCAAGAAAUGGCUGAAGCAGCUAACAAACAGCCAGAGUCAUCAAGCAUGCUAACCUCUGAUGGUUCUGGCACAUCUUCUAAUCGUCAAGUUGGUAUGAAGUCUAAACAUGAUGAAGAUGAACCAGACGAUGAUGUUGAUUGGGAAGAUGCUCCGAUUGCAGGCAAUACAAAUGAAGGUUACAAGGUUGGCGACUUAAAUGUUGAAGCAGAGGCUUCAGGAGGGGAUGAUGAUGACGUGGACUGGGAGGAAGGUUGACACUGUUUUCUGGCAUGCCAAAAGUGGCAGAUUCACAGGCAUAUGUUGAUUAAUACAAAGAAAGCAAGUCAUAAGGUGUUAUCAAUUUUUUCAUACCUUUCAAAGAAGAUACUGUUGAGGAGGCCUGAUAAGAAUCUAACCCUUUGAAGCUCGAGAAAACUCGGGUUCAGUUCUAUAACUCUACUGCCAUUUUUUUUUUUUUCGGAUUCUACUUUCAAUUUUACUUAUAUAUGGUUGAUCUUUUCUGGGGUUCCCCAUAUAGACCAUGUAGUAUAUACUUUUAAAUCACAGAACUGUGAGGUGAGUGACUGAAAUUUGUUUGAUGGAAGAUGGUCUUCUUGAUGAGCGACCGAUUUAGCUGACUACGUUGAAAAUGUAAUAUGGGUCUGCCGUUACAUCUGAAAUUAAACUAGGUUUGAAUCUAUCAACGUCAUCCCCAGGCUGUUGAACUCUAUCAGUGCUUGUGAUAUGUUAAUAGACUUAAGAAGAAGCCACUAAAAAUGUAUAUCUGGAACUAAUAUGCCUGUAUUGAUGGCAUUUAUUCCCAGACAGGGACAUCAGCAACAUGGUUUAAUUGUUUAAUCCGUGAUAUUACAUCUAGAAUAUUAAGGGUAUGUUUGGAUCAAA
Molecule: messenger RNA, 2291 nt
Organism: Carica papaya (papaya)
Lineage: Eukaryota; Viridiplantae; Streptophyta; Magnoliopsida; Brassicales; Caricaceae
Source: RefSeq, a predicted model, not a curated record